AUGCCCGCCGUAAAGCAGUGUGUUCAGACGACGACGUCAUUCCCCAUCAAGCAGCCCGUGAGCAAACGUGCCCCCAAGGGUAACAGCCAUCUUGAUAUCAUCGAUAUUCGAAGCAACAAGGUUGAUUUCAAUCUCAAAGAUGAGGUGAAUCGCAUGAUUAAUCCUUCAGACGGGGGCGCGCGCAAGCUGCCCACGCUGCUGUUGUAUGAUGAGAGGGGACUGCAGUUGUUUGAGGAUAUCACGUAUCUGGACGAGUAUUAUUUGACCAACUACGAAAUCGAGCUGUUGAAGAAGCAUUCCGUCGAGAUUGCGGCCAAGAUUCCGGAUGGAGCCAUGGUUAUUGAAUUGGGGAGCGGCAAUCUACGCAAGGUCUGCCUCCUCCUGCAAGCAUUCGAAGAUGCCCACAAGUCCAUCGACUACUACGCUCUGGACCUGUCCCAGAAAGAGCUCGAACGGACGUUAUCUCAUGUUCCCGACUUUAAGUAUGUUCGCUGCCACGGUUUGCUGGGUACAUAUGACGAUGGCACCGUCUGGCUGAAGCAGCCGUCCAUUAUGGCUAAACCAAAAUGCAUCCUUCACCUGGGAUCUAGUAUUGGAAACUUUCACAGAGACGAGGCUGCGGAGUUUUUGCAAUCCUACGCCGACGUGUUGAAACCAGAAGACAGCUUGAUUGUUGGGCUGGACUCUUGUGGGAACCCAGACAAGAUUUAUCACGCAUAUAAUGACAGCAAAGGCAUAACCCACGAAUUUAUCCUGAAUGGACUGGAAAAUGCCAAUCGCAUCUACGGACAAGACCUAUUCCACAUCCCAGACUGGAAAGUCAUUGGCGAAUACGUCUACGAUGAUGAAGGCGGCCGCCACCAAGCCUUCUUGGCCCCCCUCCAGGAAGUCAAUGUCCUCGGAUCAGUCAUUAAACCACAUGAACGUAUUCAAAUCGAACAGAGCCUCAAAUACUCCAAAGUCGGGUCAGAGAACCUAUGGAAGCACGCUGGUCUUCGUGAAAUUGGACUAUGGACCCGCGGCGAUGAAUACGGCCUCCAUAUGCUUCAAAAGGCCAACAUCCCAUUCAGCAAAGCUCCCUCACUCUACGCCCCUCAAACCCUCCCAACCCUGCAAGACUGGCAAUCCCUCUGGUCAACCUGGGACAUUGUAACAAAACACAUGCUCCCCAAGCAGGAACUCACCGAAAAGCCCAUCAAGCUUCGCAACGCGUGCAUCUUCUACCUAGGCCAUAUCCCUACCUUCCUUGACAUUCAACUCACAAAGACUACCAAGAUGCCACCCACGGAUCCUGCAUCAUACUAUGCCAUUUUUGAGCGUGGCAUUGACCCUGACGUAGAUAACCCCGAGCAAUGCCACGUUCACUCAGAAAUCCCAGACGAGUGGCCUUCUGUGGAGGAAAUUACCGCCUAUCAGGGACGGGUUCGCGAUCGUUUGGGCAAGUUGUACAAGGGGGGAGUAGAGAAUCUUCCCAGACAGGUAGCCAGGGCUAUUUGGGUUGGUUUUGAGCACGAGCUCAUGCAUAUCGAGACGUUGCUGUAUAUGAUGCUGCAGAGCGAUAGGACGUUGCCGCCGCCUCAUAUGGGGAUUCCUGAUUUUGAGAGAAUGGCAAAGAGGGCCUUUGAGGGGAGAGUUGAGAAUGAGUGGUUUGACGUGCCGGCUCAGGAGAUUAGCAUCGGGAUGAACGAUCCUGAGGAUGGAACAGAUGAUGUUGAUUUCGGAUGGGACAAUGAGAAGCCACAGCGAAAGACUCAAGUACAUGCUUUCCAGGCACAAGGCCGGCCCAUCACAAAUGAAGAAUACGCUCAAUACAUGUACACGACAAACGUUUCCAAAGUCCCCGCCUCCUGGUCCUCCAGCACCCUCACCAACGGCACAUCCAAGACUAACGGGACCAACGGGACAAACGGCCACCACGCCAUCCCAACAACCCUACCAGACUCUUUCCUGGCAGGCAAAUCCGUCCGCACCAUGUACGGGCUCGUACCGCUCAAAUACGCCCUCGACUGGCCCGUCUUCGCCUCCUACGACGAACUAGCCGGCUGUGCCGCCUGGAUGGGCGGUAGAAUCCCAACCUUCGAAGAAGCGCGCAGCAUCUACGCAUUUGUCGAAAGCCAGCGAGAGUUACUACUGGGCGGACGACUCUCACGAAAAGUCCCCGCCGUGAACGGACACCUCUCCAACGACGGCGUCGAAGAAACGCCCCCAUCGUUGACGCCCUCCGCGGUCGAGGAUAGCACACCGCUAUUCAUCGACCUGGCCGGCGCAAACGUCGGCUUCAAACACUGGCAUCCCGUGCCAGUGACGUCCCAGGGAAACUCGCUAGCCGGCCAGUCUGGCAUGGGCGGCGCCUGGGAAUGGACUUCGUCGCCGCUCAGGAAGCACGAGGGCUUUGAGCCGAUGGAGCUGUAUCCGCUUUAUACGGCGGAUUUCUUUGACGACAAGCAUAAUAUUGUGCUUGGCGGCUCGUGGGCUACUCAUCCUAGGAUUGCGGGGAGGAAGAGCUUUGUGAAUUGGUAUCAGAGGAAUUAUCCGUAUGCUUGGGUUGGGGCACGACUGGUCAGGGAUGUUGAGUAA
Pochonia chlamydosporia 170 is the source of this 2577-nucleotide messenger RNA. RefSeq lists its product as hypothetical. Lineage: Eukaryota; Fungi; Ascomycota; Sordariomycetes; Hypocreales; Clavicipitaceae. The transcript is spliced from 11 exons. Bases 1 to 2577 code for a protein of 858 amino acids. The record is from RefSeq and is a predicted model, not a curated record.